Molecule: messenger RNA, 1484 nt
Organism: Nematolebias whitei (Rio pearlfish)
Lineage: Eukaryota; Metazoa; Chordata; Actinopteri; Cyprinodontiformes; Rivulidae
Gene: qdpra
Product: quinoid dihydropteridine reductase a
Exons: 7
Coding region: 104-814 (236 amino acids)
Biological process (GO): L-phenylalanine catabolic process; tetrahydrobiopterin biosynthetic process
Cellular component (GO): cytoplasm
Molecular function (GO): NADH binding; 6,7-dihydropteridine reductase activity; NADPH binding
Source: RefSeq, a predicted model, not a curated record
CGCGCGCCUCCUCUUCCUCCUGUUCCUCCUCCUCUCGGUGUAUUUCAGCCGCUGCUCGGCGGCUCAGCCCCUCACUGCUGGGCGUUACACACACGGAGAAAACAUGGCUUCUAACCGGGUCAUCGUGUACGGUGGAAGGGGUGCUCUGGGCUCAAAGUGCGUCCAGCACUUUAAAUCCAAAGGAUGGUGGGUCGCCAGCAUCGACAUGGCUUCUAACGAGGAGGCAAAUGAAAAUGUGAUCGUGAAGUUGACUGAAUGUUUCACCGAGCAGGCAGGACAGGUGACGGCAGAUGUGGCCCAGCUGCUGGGGGAGCAGAAGGUGGACGCCAUCUUGUGCGUGGCAGGCGGAUGGGCAGGAGGAAACUGUAGUUCCAAAGACUUCUACAAGAACACGGAUCUGAUGUGGAAACAAAGCGUGUGGACGUCCACCAUCUCCAGCCACCUUGCUGCUCUCCACCUGAAAGCCGGAGGUCUGCUGACGUUGGCUGGAGCCAAGGCGGCCCUGACGGGCACCGGAGGCAUGAUGGGAUACGGCAUGGCCAAAGCUGCCGUCCACCAGCUGUGUCAGAGUCUGGCUGCGAAAAACAGCGGGAUGCCUCAGGGAGCUGCAGCUGUCGCAGUCCUACCCGUUACCUUGGAUACGCCGAUGAACAGGAAGUUCAUGCCUGACGCAGACUUCAGCUCCUGGACGCCGCUGGAAUACAUUGCAGAAAUGUUCUUGGGCUGGGCCACGGGGGAGAACCGUCCAGCUUCAGGAAGCCUGAUGCAACUCCUCACUGCUGGAGGAGAAACUCGGGUUGCUGCUGCUCCGUAGAGGAGGUGGGGAGAGGAGGAGGGACAGACGAGAGAUGACCAGAUGGGUGUCUUGUGGGGGGAAGGAGGAGUUUUUUUUUUUUUUUUUUGUUUAAAGCAGCCUCACAGCGCCAUCUAGCUGUAGAACACCACAACUGUAACGGACAAUCUGUGGAAAAUUAAUGAAAACAAACAGUUCAUCAGUGGAGCAUUGCAACUUAAUCACAGUUUUCAAUAGUUUAAAGAUCAGCGACGUGAAGUGGUGAGUUUAGAAGUGUUGGAGUAUCACAUACCAAUCUAUUAGACUCAUUAAGGGGGGGCUGGUGUGAAAACAGGAGCUAAUGAUGAUUCAUGCAGGGCAGGUUUGAGGGGAAAGUUUUCUGCAGAACUUCAUCACGUCUCAGACUCUUCAUGUUAGCUCGUUGUUAAGUAUGUGCUACGUCCGUAGUUUUCUUCUGCUGCUCGUGUUCUGUGAAGGCGCUGUGCCGCUGCAGUGAGUCCAGGGACGCUGCCGCCGCCUCAACGCUACGCGUGGCGUGGCUUUGUUUGAGUAUUUGUACCUUUUUUAAAAUGUUCUGUGUCCCCUCCGUACAAAAUACAUGUUCUGAUCCUGAUGGUGAGUUUUCUAAAUGUCUUGUAGCUAAAAUUCACAAUAAACUGCAUCAGGAAUAAACGGACUCAACAUUUCUAAA